CACACACAUUAACAAACAAAAAAGGUGCAUUUAAAAAAAAAUUGGGUGACCCAUCUCUUGGAAGACGGAGACCAACCUCUCAUGUCUCCCUCCACCUUUAUUUGCUUUAGAUUUUUAGAAAUAACUCUUCAACAAUGGCUUUCACUAACCAACCAUGUCUAUCUCUUAUUUUCUUCUUCACCUGCUCCCUUCUGCUAGGCUUUGCCUUCUCUACCACCUUCCUUUCAGAUACCCUUUUUGAGUUACAUGGUUCCACAUCUCGUGCUCUUCUUCAGGCCAAAAAGACGUGUGCAAUAAAUUUUGAGUCACAAAACUAUACAAUAAUCACAAGCAUGUGUAAAGGACCUCAAUACCCACCUCAGUCUUGCUGCUCGGCAUUCAAGGAAUUCGCAUGCCCUUUUGCAGACGCAAUAAACGACGAGCAAAGCGACUGUGCUUCAACUAUGUUCAGCUACAUUAAUUUGUAUGGAAAGUACCCACCUGGCCUCUUUGCUUUGCAGUGUAGAGAAGGGAAAGAAGGUCUUGACUGCACAGAUGUACUUGAAGCUAAACAAAAGAGCACAGCUGACAUAACAUAUAUUACUACAUCCACAUUAUUCCUAUUAUUGCUUUCAAAUGCAUUUUAUUAUGCGUUUUUGCACCCUUUUCUUUGAUUACAAACUAAUUUGAUUUUUCGCAUGUGUCUGAAUUUUGAAAAGGCAAAGAUCUAAAGGUUAAUAUGUCCAUCACCUUUCUAGUUUGGAGUACUAAUGAAUACAUGUAAUUAACAAAACUUAAUUACUAGCUAGCAUUACUUGUUUUCAAAGAGCAAUUUAA
Molecule: messenger RNA, 816 nt
Organism: Cannabis sativa
Lineage: Eukaryota; Viridiplantae; Streptophyta; Magnoliopsida; Rosales; Cannabaceae
Product: GPI-anchored protein LLG3-like
Exons: 3
Coding region: 135-653 (172 amino acids)
Source: RefSeq, a predicted model, not a curated record